CAGACUCCUCCUCGAGCUUGGGGAUGUCCCGCGUGACAGCUCGUGAGUAUAAAACAACAAGGCAAAGACCAACCCACGUCAAACAAAUUUGAGUGGAACUCUGAUAAGCACCUAUACACAUGUCGGCAACGUGGAGCAGCGCGGUUGCUAAACCUCAAUUUGGCCCGUGGCUUAUAAAGCAGGUGGAAAGCAGACAGUAUGAGGGGUUACACAUGAUCACCUGUGACACAUUCAGGAUCCCCUGGAAACACAACGCACGCAGAAACCUCGAAGACGAGGAUGUGAAAAUAUUCAAGGAAUGGGCUAUAGUUAGCGGAAAAAUCCAAGUGAACCCUAAUAACAAAGCAAAAUGGAAGACAAAUUUCCGUUGUGCGCUCGAAGGCCAGAAAAUGUUUCAGAAAAUAGCAGACAACUCCAAAGACCAGGAUGACCCCCACAAAGUCUAUUGCAUCAUCCAUCCACAAGGAACCCAGAAUGCAGAGCCGAUUCAAAACGAUAUAUUUGUUCCUCAGAUCUACGCUGAUCAAGUGUCUCAGAACAUGGAGCAGGACUUGCCCAACAUGUUGGACACUAUGGAUAUAAAUCAACAACAUGCAGAGCCCCAAACAUGGGAGACCUUACCGAGCCCCCAAAAUGGCUACUUUGAGCCCCCCGUCUCAGGUGUGCAGUGCUUACAGAAUAACAGGCCUCCUCCCGUUCAACCACCAUACACUACAGCGUCUCAAGACAGCCUUCCUCCUGUCUGCACCCUGGAGAUCACAAUUAACUACAGAAAAACCGAGGUCUCUAAAACUGUCCUGAAUUCACAAUUCGUACAAUUUUACUACCAGUGCAACCCCUCCGAGGUGAGAGGACAUCCCAUACGCUUCCCAUCCACCGAGAACCUCAUCGACCACAAACAGAUCGAUUACACUCAACGGUUACUUGACAGCAUUCAGAGAGGUCUGCAACUGGAAAUUAACCAGUACGGCAUUUACGGCUUCCGUCAGGACAUGUGUAACGUCUUCGUCUGCACCAGCGACCCCUCUGAGAUCCAAAACCCAGAACCCCAAAAACUGCGUCAGAACAUCAGAGAGCAAUUGUUCAGCUUCGAAAAGUAUAUCAGGGAUCUGAGGGAAUUCAGAGAGAACAGAAGAGGGUCGCCAGAUUACACCAUCUACCUGUGCUUUGGGGAGAAACUUCCGGACGGAAAGCCACUGCAGAAGAAACUUAUCGUGGUCAAAGUUGUGCCGCUGAUAUGCCGCGAACUUCACGCCAGAGCUCAGAUCGAGGGAGCGUCGUCUCUUCAAAACGAUAAUGUCAGCCUGCAGAUCUCCCACAACAGCCUUUAUGACCUGAUCAAUUCUUUGGGUCUGCCUUCCAUGGACAUAUGACCACCAUAAAACCUGUCAACAGAUACGGUUGUACCUAAAAAUGUAUGUUGCACUCCUAACAUAAUCUAAAAGUAGAGCACUUCCAGCAGGAAUUUUCAUGGGGCAUUUUUUGGGAAUCUUUUUUGUUUUUAUAAAAGACAAUCUGGUAAUUCUGCUAUCCUAAUGAGAUUGUAUUUGUCAAAUUUGCAUUAACGUUGUAUCUUUGGCAAUAUUUACUCUUUUAAUAUUCUGUCUUCUAGUGAAGAAUCUUUUGCAUAUCGCCCAAAGGGCUGCUUGUUUAUUUCCUGUAGUGUGUUGCGUCCGAGAACAUGGUGUUUAGAAUCUUUGGUGUCAUUAAAAUAAACAAAAAAUAAAUAAAAAAAAUGUUAAACCAAUCAUUAGUAUUUGAUUUGC
Molecule: messenger RNA, 1766 nt
Organism: Triplophysa rosa
Lineage: Eukaryota; Metazoa; Chordata; Actinopteri; Cypriniformes; Nemacheilidae
Gene: irf7
Product: interferon regulatory factor 7
Exons: 9
Coding region: 120-1373 (417 amino acids)
Biological process (GO): immune system process; regulation of transcription by RNA polymerase II
Cellular component (GO): nucleus
Molecular function (GO): protein binding; DNA-binding transcription factor activity, RNA polymerase II-specific; RNA polymerase II cis-regulatory region sequence-specific DNA binding
Source: RefSeq, a predicted model, not a curated record